AUGCGUUAUUUUCUGCUGAGACCAGAGACUUUGUUCCUUCUGUGCAUCAGCCUGGCUCUAUGGAGUUACUUCUUCCACACGGACGAAGUGAAGACUAUUGUAAAGUCCAGCCGGGAUGCGGUUAAGAUGGUCAAGGGGAAAGUGGCAGAGAUGAUGCAGAAUGAGCGGUUUGGGGGACUGGACAUCCUGGAUGCUGAGUUUUCUAAGACUUGGGAGUUAAAGGGCAGCAACGUGGCUGUAUAUUCAAUCCAAGGCCGGAGGGAUCACAUGGAGGACAGGUUUGAGGUCCUCUCAGACUUGGUCAACAAAAGCCAUCCAUCUAUUUUUGGCAUCUUUGAUGGUCACGGGGGAGAGGCAGCUGCUGACUUUGCCAAAGCCCAUUUGCCUGAGGCUCUUCGCCAGAGGCUGCAGGUCUAUGAGCGUGACAAAGAGCGGGACAGAGAUAAGGGGAAAGAUGAGAAGAGAGAGAGUGUUGGACCCUCAUAUGCUUCAAUAUUGGAGCAACAGAUCUUAAACAUAGACAGAGACAUGCUGGAGAAACUCUCUGCUACUUACAAUGAAGCAGGUACAACUUGUCUUGUGGCCUUGUUGUCUGAAAAGGAGUUAAUCGUGUCCAAUGUUGGAGACUCUAGAGGAGUUUUGUGUGAUAAAAAUGGCAAUGCUAUCCCUCUGUCACACGACCACAAGCCUUACCAAUUCAAGGAACGCAAAAGGAUAAAGAAGGCUGGUGGUUUUAUCAGUUUCAAUGGCUCUUGGCGUGUUCAAGGUAUCCUGGCUAUGUCUCGUUCUCUGGGAGACUACCCCUUGAAGAAUCUCAACGUUGUUGUCUCAGAUCCCGACAUCAUGUCCUUUGAUCUCGACAAGCUUCAGCCUGAGUUUAUGAUCCUGGCGUCGGACGGCCUGUGGGACACCUUCAGCAACGAGGAAGCUGUGCGUUUUAUCAGAGAUCGACUGGACGAGCCACAUUUUGGUGCCAAGAGCAUUGUCUUGCAGUCCUUCUACAGGGGCUGCCCUGACAACAUCACUGUAAUGAUUGUCAAGUUUAAAUCCAAAUCUGAGAAGUAG
This is a messenger RNA of Knipowitschia caucasica, 1065 nucleotides long. Lineage: Eukaryota; Metazoa; Chordata; Actinopteri; Gobiiformes; Gobiidae. The record is from the annotation of a GenBank genome assembly.